AUGCCUUGCGGGAACCUCUCCCAACUCUGCCCUACGUGCCUGGACCUCGCGUCCAAAUGCAGCACCAAGCUCUCCGGCGAAUACAUCCCCUUGAACUCGCUCCGCCAACCCGAGGGCACCAAGCCCCUCGCCCUGGAAUUCGAUACCGCGACGGCAUUCGACACGUACAAGGGCGGCAAACUCAUCGGCGAGAACCUCCGCGACCUCAUGGAGCCCUAUCUGACGACACAGGGCGCCGCCUCCGUGCGCCGCUUCCACAUGUGGAUCAGACACUACACCGAGGGUGAGAAGACGGCCCUUCGAGGGCAACUCGCCCCCGGCACCGACGCGGUCCCUGUGGUCAAGGUAAGUGUCCUCAUCGAGCUCCCCAUGCUAACUGCAUGCAAGGACGCGAGGAACCUCGCGGACGUCGUGAAGCGAAUGGCCGCGACGAUGACGGGGCAGUCGCCCGGCGCGCCUGCGGGCGUGCGGUUCACCGCGCGGGAGCCGCAGCCAUUUGACGAGGAGGAGGACCAUAGUUCGCUGUACCGCCUCAGGUGGUUUCAUGAGUUGGUGCGCAGCCAGCCCUGCGCGCCGUACAUUAAUUUCGCGCCGCUGCCAUUGAGUCACUAA
Molecule: messenger RNA, 612 nt
Organism: Aspergillus calidoustus
Lineage: Eukaryota; Fungi; Ascomycota; Eurotiomycetes; Eurotiales; Aspergillaceae
Source: the annotation of a GenBank genome assembly